Molecule: messenger RNA, 3937 nt
Organism: Lethenteron reissneri (Far Eastern brook lamprey)
Lineage: Eukaryota; Metazoa; Chordata; Hyperoartia; Petromyzontiformes; Petromyzontidae
Gene: GRIPAP1
Product: GRIP1 associated protein 1
Biological process (GO): regulation of modification of synaptic structure; regulation of recycling endosome localization within postsynapse; regulation of neurotransmitter receptor transport, endosome to postsynaptic membrane
Cellular component (GO): postsynaptic recycling endosome; glutamatergic synapse; extrinsic component of postsynaptic early endosome membrane
Source: RefSeq, a predicted model, not a curated record
CCUCCGCUCCCGGUGUCAUGGCGUCACCUUCGCUCUGAGUCGCUCAAGCGGCGGGGUUCAUUCUCGCCCACAACCAAAACGACGACAACAACAACAACAACAGCAACAACAACAGCAGUAACAACGGCAGCAGCAACAACAACAAGCGCGACAACAAACGCCAUCACGAACAGCAGCAGCAGCAGCCACAACAGCGAGCGCACCGCCACCGCCUCGGAGCCCGCGCCAUGGCGCAGUCUCUGUCCGAUGAGGAGUUCAACCGCAUGCAGGCUCAGCUGCUCGAGUUGAGAAAAGACAACUACCAGCUCACAGAUGAGGUCAAGAAAAAUCAGACAGAAUUGAAUGUCUGUCGAAACAAGGUUGCUGUUCUGGAAAAAGAUUUGGCCAAAGCCCAGAAGACGGUCGCCAAAAGCAAGAAAGCGCAAGAGGUGGAGGCCCUGCUCGGUGAGAAUGAAAUGUUGCAGGCGAAGCUGCGCAGUCAAGAGGAGGACUUUGGCAUCCAAAACACCACGCUCAUGCAGGAGCUGAACAAGCUGUGCUCUCAGCUGGAGCAGCUUGAAGAGGAGAAGCGCGCCGGGAAAGACGCCGUGGCUGGAGGGGCGGCCAGGGUGGCAGUGGCCGUGGACGGGGAGAUCCGCCGGCUGCGGGCGGAGAACGCCGCCCUUCUCAAGAACAUCGCGGCGUUGCAAGAUAAGCACAUUCACGAUUUGGAGAAACUCGGGGAGAGCCACGCGAGCGUCAAUCCGGCGGAGGAGAGCGACGAGGCAGACGGGCAGGUGGUGAAACGCGACUGGACGCUGGACGACGGUGGCACCGAUGGAGACUCCGACGAUGUCGCCAAGCAGCUGCAGAGAAGGGUGUCGAAUCUGGAAGCCCAGCUAAAAGAGUUUAAUGACCUGCAGCUGAAAUUCGCUACAGAGAAAGAGGAAAAUGAACUGCUCAAGGACCAAAUCCAGGCAAUGAUGCUUUCAAAGGAGAAGGACUUUGCCCAAAUGCAGGAAGACAUUUCCAAGGUCACGGAUAAAUUAAAAAAGAAACAAGAAAGCCUCCUGCAACUGCAAAGUGAGAAGGAGUCUUUGUACACGGAGAGCAGAUCAAAACUUGAAGAAGUCCAAAGGAGGAAAGAGGAAGAAAUCGGUGACUUAAAUGUAAAAAUGCAGAAGGUGCAGAACGAGCUGAAGAAAGCCAUGCAGGAUGUCGGCGAGCUGAAGGAGCAGUUGAAGAAGCAGCGGCAAGAACGCGACGAGGCGCUGAAGGCAAAGGGCGACGAGAAUGCGACUCAGAUUGCGCAGAAGGAGGAGCAGAUGGGAAAGAUCCGCGGGGAGAAUGAGGCCUUGCGCACAAGCCUGGCGGCACUCGAGCAGAUUCAAACGACAAGAACGGUGGAGAUCAAUCUUUUGAAAGAACAAAAUAUGAGCUUGACGGAAGAAGUCCACCAGCUUCAACUGCUGAAGAGUAAUCUGGUGUCUGAGAGGGAAUCUCUGACAUCGCAGUACCAGGAGGCAGCGCGUGAGAAGGCCCGCACGCACGAUCGGCUGCAGGAGCUGUCCGCGGAAAAAGUCGGUUUGCAAGCAGACUUGGAGGAGGCCAACAAGCUCGCCGUGAAGAGGAAGUCGAUGCUGGACGCGUUGGCAAUCGAGACGCAGCAGGAGAAGGGCCGGCACAAGGAAGCGCUGUCCACCAUGCAGCUCGCGCACGACAAGGAGGUGCUGGGGGUGCGCGCCCGCUACGAGCGCGAGCUGCGCGAGCUGCACGAGGAGAUGGUCCGCUCGGCCGACGAGCUGCGUGCCCAGCUAAAAGAUGAGAAGAUGAAGACAAAGGAGUUGGAGGGACUGAAGGAGAUGGCCAACGGCCUCCAAAGCCAAAUAGCGGGUUUGGAGAGUUCGAAGGGCUGGUACGAGAGACGUCUCCAGGACGCGGAGGAGCUGGCGAAGAAGAACCUCGAUGAGCAUCAGGGUCGCAUCCAGCAGCUGCAGGAGCAGCACCGGCUGGAUUCCCAAAAAAAAAUGGAAGAGGCGGUUCAUCUCAAGCAAGAGUUGGAGAACAUGGUGCAGCGAGAGGCGGAACUGAAGCAAGAAAUCGAGCAUUUGAAGCAGGAGCUGAAGGAUGUUGUUGACCAGCAGAGGAUCGUCGAGAAAAAGGGAAGCGCUGCGCUCAAGGAUCUGAAGAGGCAGCUGCAGCUGGAGCGGAAGAGGGCGGAUCGGGUGCAGGAGAGACUGCAGGAUUUCUUAACCAACAGCAAAAUGCGCGCAGGAAUGGAGGAGCUCAAUUUGUCCGACAUGUGCUCGCCAACACGAACGCAGACCGGCGAUAGCAGCAGCAUCUCGUCCUUCAGCUACCGGGAUAUCAUGCGAGAGACGCCCUCCUCCAGCAAGCAGCAUACGGAGAGCCCUCACACGUCACGUCCCGCUGAUUUGUCGGACGACGAGGUGACGGAUAUGUUCCAGCGCAUCGCAGAGCUGCAGCAGGAGAAGUGGAACUUGGAGGAGAAGGUAAAACACCUGGAGGCCAACAGCUCCUCUAUGGCUGAGGACAUCUGCAAGAAGAACGCGAUCAUUGAGGCGUACGUCAUGGAAAGUCGGAUAGACACGGCCGCGGCGCACGCCCACGCGCACGCCCACGCCGACCGGAGCAGCAUCGGCAGCGUGUUCCGGGACCUCGUGAAGCCGGGGGACGACAGCGUGAGGGACAUGAACAAAAAGCUGCAGCACAUGCUGGAGGAGCAGCUCACCAAGAAUAUGUACCUCCAAAAGGACAUGGAAUUGCUAUCUCAGGAGGUGGUGCGGCUAAGUAAGGGUCCCAGCGUUAACAACGAGACAUCUUAAACUUUCUGCACAACUUACCAAAACUCGCGUAAAACUUCAAGCUCGAAUGAAUGAGCGUGCGCUUAAGGUGGGGUGGGUAAGCGGGGGACCAGUGCUAAUCUCGGUAGAUGUGAUGAACAGAGGCCAAAACAUACUCCUGGCCCUCGGCCUAAAUAUUCUUUCUCCAACCCUCAGAAGCCCACAGUCACAUGUCCAAGUGGUCCGCCCUAAGCAUCCACUCGCCGCGCUGUAUAUCCAAGCCAAACACCUCACUUUAGUAGCAAACUUCUCUCAUCUCUUAGGCCCGCGACGGCGAAUCUAGUCGUAGGCUUGACACGCUCGCAAGUCUCCAUUGCACAGUUAGUUUGCUCGUGAAGAGAAUAAGCUACGGGGGGGGGGGGGGGGGGGUAGAUAGAGGAAGGACUUGAAAUGGCUUGAACUCGAGUUGGGGGAAAUUACGAUUUGAAAGGACCUUCUCGGAACCUUAUUGGGUCCAGGGGUGUUCGUAACUCGCCUACAUUCCGCACCGAUGAGCAAGUUUUACGCGCGCGAACAAAAAACCAACCCCCCGUGCCGCGCCAAGAUUUGGACAGGAGGUGGUGAAUAUUGAAUUGCAAUUGUGAGUUGUGACAGUCUCCCACUGUCUGUGUGCCUGCGUGUUGUGGUUUGACAAUAUGCUGCUGUUAGAAGGGAAAGAAAACCCCCCAUCAUGUCUGUACAUACCAUUGUUAUUGUAAAAAUACAAUCCGUGCAUCUCAAACGAAGGGACCAUCGUCACGUCAACCACUACUUGGCAAUGUUCAAAAAGUAAACGCGUGGUUCACUUUGCUACCGCGACGGUCCUUCGGUAAUUACGAGCGCUCCCGAAAGGAACGCGCGAGAAAUCUAUCGCACAUGUCUCUCAAACGUCGUGUUUUAAGUCUAUAAACGGUAUCCUGUUGGUGCACUUCAGUACUCGAUGUUUUUUGUCACGAGUGUAAAACCGGUGUUGUAUACCAAGGGGAGUGGGUUUGGAAUAACAAUGUACUAUACCAAUGGGUUGUUUAUUGUGUAAAGUAUUGGAGGAGAUGUGAUUUAAUUGCAUCGCAGUGUCUUUUACGGUCGGAAAAUAGGAAUAAACCUUUUCGAAACUG